UACAGGUUGCUAUUGAAGUUGGUGGUGCAGAAUGACACGUCAGUUGGCUAGAAGGCAAACACAAACUGCCCCACCUGUUAGAAUACGAUAGUGUUAUAAAUCAUUGCACCACCCCCCCUGUCACUUGAUUACAGUUGUGCAGAUUUACAGAGUCAUGCAUGCAGAAAUUGAGAGUUACAGCCUCAUUCGAUCCGGAGCCAGUCGAACCAACCCAGGGAAGAUGAUCAGCCCAGCAGCGCUUAGUUACUGUGGGUAAAAGAGGCUAUCGGACCGGUGUUUGACAUGUCGUCUCCAUCGCCGGUGCAGAUCAGAGAGGCGAACGCGCAUCUGGCUGCGCUGCAUAGGCGGGUCACAGAUCUGGAGCAGAGACUGCAGGAAGCGGAGAAGACCGUGCGGGAGCAAGCGGAGUGUCUCAUCCGCAAAGAUGAGCAACUCAGAGCCGCCACGCAUGAAAUCACAGAGGCCAAGGACAAGUGACGGGAAGUUUGCUCGGAAUUGCUGUCCGGAGGCAGAACAUGAGGACAGUUGCUUUUCAGACCGUACAUGGAACAUCUAUUUUUCGCAUGCGCAAGAGAUUUCCUUCCUCCAUGAGACGCUUUGUCAGUCAGAGGAAUCCAUCCAUAAACUAAACCAAACCCUUAAGGAAAAAGAUUCCCUAAUCGGACAGUUGCAACAUCGAUGUCAGCUGCUGGACAACAUCUGCAAAAGUCGUCCAUUACUGGACAGCAUGCUGGCCCAGAUGGCUGAGGCCGAGAGAAUGGGGCCUGUCAGUGACUUGGGGAAGCCCACAGCAAACAGCUCUCUCACGGAUGGAGAGUCCAACUGCAGCCCCAGCUGCCUCUCCAAUCACAAAGACUUCUCACUCAGUGAGGACGACUCUGAUGAUCAGGAAAUAGAUGGGGUUGUGUUUGGGACCACAGUAUGAAGUCACAAUUGAACUGGUUUUUGUCUCAGGUUUAGUGGCCUGUGUGUUUGGUUACAAAUGAUUCAGUGUCUCGUCACCAUUUGGUAAUAUAUGUCCAUUGUAGCGUAAUACAAGUUACUGGAACUCUAGUGUGCAGAGAGAAUGCCUAGUGAUGCAAAGUGUCGAAGAAACAGCAUUUUUUAGACUUGCACCUUAGACAAAUUUUUUGUUACUUUAAAUCACCAGUUCAAUAUUUAGUUUCUGCUUAAAAUAGUUAUGUUUAAUUUUUAAUUGUUAAUUUGAUUUAGACUACCUCCUUUUAAAAGUUUUUAAACUUGUAUAUUUCGCUGAUUUUAUUUAUAUCUUAUGGAUGUCUGAAUUUUUUUUUUUUUUUAAAUUAAGUAAUUGCAAUGUAUUGUUACAUGCAGUUUGCAGUUGUAAAAUGUGAUACAGUAGAGGUUUAAUGUUUGAGAAGGGCCCUAUUGUUAAAAAAUAUUUGUAAACUUUAGCUGUUUUGGACAAUGCUCCCAGUUUGGAUCACUUGGAAGUCAUGUAAUUUCUGGGGGGGGGGUUUUGUGCAUUUUAGCUGUUUUGUUGGAGCUUUUGAGCAAUUCUAACAGUCAAUAAUGUACCAUAAAUCACAGUUUACAAGUUACGCACAUUGGUUUAACUCAUUUAAUUAUAUUGUGUGUGAGAUUAUUGACUCAUCCACAUUUCUGGUCAUAGAGCUUGUUCUUAAAGCUGUUGAUGAACAUCAAGUGUAAUCUGUUGUACCCCAAUUAUUAUUAUGCAUUAGUAACUGAGCAACUAGACAUUUUUAUAUCAUAAGGCACAAUCUGACAAUUGAAGUGCAAUGCAUAUCCUUUGAAGACUUGUUGGAAAGCACACAUUUUGUUUGUGCACUGUUGCCAUAUUAGAAAGAUAUUUUUCUCCCUUGUAAUGAGUGAUGGUUAUGUCAUAUUAAUGAUCUGGGGCGGAAAUGCAAAAGUAGCAUGGAUGAACCAUUGGAGCACUUCAGGAAAUAGAGUUCUUGAUAUGUCCUACCACCACUGUGCCCUUGAGUAAGGCACUGAACCUCAAGAUUGCUGAUAAGUGAUAGUGUGACAAUGAAAUAGUGGUGUUCACUAUGAUUUAAGGUGCAUUGUAUAUAAUUAAGUGAUCUAUGCAGUGAAGUUGUUCUCCCUUAAAAAUAGUGCACCAGCAGAUAAACGGGGAGCAAUUUCCAACAAAGCUCAAGCUACUGCUCACUAAAAUACAGGUCCAUUGUAGAGAAAUAGCAAAACAAACAAAAAAGUCUAUAAGCACUUGCUUUCGUUCAGUAAAGCUGUUUCUGUACAGGGAAUGGUGAAUAAACCUGGUUACAUAUGCAUAUUUGCUAUCAGUUCAAUUAUGCUGAUGAUAAAGUGAUGCCAAUACAUGUAGAUAUUACUCUUUAUUGAAGUUCACAUUUUUUGUUCUUGUAUAAUUUGGCCUAGCAAAAAAGUCUAUGCAAGUCUGUUGCAUUCAUUCCAUAUUUAUUUGUAUUGAGUAAAACUGUAUGAUAAUCAUGAAGGCAGCCAUAAUUUAUCGAAUGACUGGGAUUGUACGGACAAUGGGCAUUUUUCAUGUGAGUUCUCAUGUAAAGAGUGCCAUUUGUCUUGUUGAUGUGAUGAUUACACAAUUUUCAUGUUGGUUUUAAGAGUUAAAUGUUGUACUGCAUUACAGCACGGCAUACUGGGGCAUGUCAUAUCUGUCUUGUUAUUGCCCUGUGAAGUGUGUAUAGUAAAAUUUUUCUUUACAGAUAAAAGUAUAACAGUGCCUAAAAGACUCAUGGUUAUUUGAUCAAAUUAUUUAUUCUGAAAGAUUCUAAUAAAAUAUUUUGUUAUUCAUAAGUACUAAAUCUCACUUGUGUACUGCCUUCUCAGAAACACUACUUUGAAUUGACUGGUAUUAAAGGGAUCGU
This is a messenger RNA of Myxocyprinus asiaticus (Chinese sucker), 2846 nucleotides long. Its product is annotated as vimentin-type intermediate filament-associated coiled-coil protein-like. The coding region runs from base 425 to 925 and encodes 166 amino acids. The record is from RefSeq and is a predicted model, not a curated record. Lineage: Eukaryota; Metazoa; Chordata; Actinopteri; Cypriniformes; Catostomidae. The transcript is spliced from 3 exons.